Messenger RNA from Perognathus longimembris pacificus (Pacific pocket mouse), 2824 nucleotides. RefSeq names its product ubiquitin conjugating enzyme E2 J1 (gene Ube2j1). The record is from RefSeq and is a predicted model, not a curated record. The transcript has 8 exons. NCBI's taxonomy places the organism in Eukaryota, Metazoa, Chordata, Mammalia, Rodentia, Heteromyidae. The coding region runs from base 336 to 1298 and encodes 320 amino acids.
GACUGACUACCUGCCACGAAGAGACUGCCACGUCAGGGCAACUUCACAAAACCCGGCUGAGGGCGCGUGACGUGAGCCGGGCGGCUGCGGUGGGUUUGGGCGUGUGGCCAGACGAGCAGGGUGACCUGCAGCCCGGGCGCCCAGUCGAGCGACGCCUCGGCCGGCGCCGGCGCCCGCCCGGCCCUCUGGGAGGCGGGGACCGCGGAGGAGGCGGCGCCCCGGCGAAGCCCGCGCCGGCCGCGUCUUCCCUCCCGGCUCGCACUCGGGUGGCCCGCAGGGCGUCAGCGAGGCCCAGUUGGCCCGAGUCGCGUCAGCGGGCCCGGAGCCCCCUCGCCAUGGAAACCCGUUACAACCUGAAGAGCCCGGCUGUUAAGCGUUUAAUGAAAGAAGCAGCAGAAUUGAAAGAUCCAACAGAUCAUUACCAUGCGCAGCCUUUAGAGGAUAACCUUUUUGAAUGGCACUUCACAGUGAGAGGGCCCCCAGAUUCUGAUUUUGAUGGAGGAGUUUAUCAUGGUCGAAUAGUGCUGCCACCAGAGUAUCCUAUGAAGCCACCAAGCAUUAUUCUUCUAACGGCUAAUGGACGGUUUGAAGUGGGCAAGAAAAUUUGUUUGAGCAUCUCUGGACAUCAUCCUGAAACAUGGCAGCCUUCAUGGAGCAUAAGAACAGCAUUACUAGCUAUCAUUGGGUUUAUGCCAACAAAAGGAGAAGGAGCCAUAGGCUCUCUAGAUUACACACCAGAGGAAAGAAGAGCACUUGCCAAAAAAUCACAAGAUUUCUGCUGUGAAGGCUGUGGCUCUGCCAUGAAGGAUGUCCUCUUGCCUUUAAAAUCUGGGAGUGAUUCAAGCCAGGCUGACCAAGAAGCCAAGGAACUGGCCAGACAAAUCAGUUUCAAGGCAGAAGUCAAUUCAUCUGGAAAGACUAUUGCUGAGUCAGACGUAAGCAAAAACUCUUUUUCCCUAAACGAUUUACAAGAUGAUAUACCUGCAACAACAUUCCAGGGUGCUACAGCAAGCACAUCGCAGGGAGUCCAGAACUCGUCUGCGGCAUCCUUUCAACAACCUACCCAACCUGCGGCUAAGAAUACUUCCAUGAGCCCUCGGCAGCGCCGGGCCCAGCAGCAGAGUCAAAGAAGGUCAUCCACUUCACCUGACAUAAUCCAGGCCCAGCAGCCAAGAGACAACCACACUGAUCAUGGCGGAUCAGCUGUACUGAUUGUCAUCCUGACUUUGGCAUUGGCAGCUCUAAUAUUCCGGCGAAUAUAUCUGGCCAAUGAAUACAUAUUUGACUUUGAGUUAUAAUACUGCUGCUUUGUGACUUCAAGAGCUGUGACUCAACUGCUUCAUUAAACAUUCUGCAUUGGGUAUAAUCUAAGAAUUGUUUACAAAAAGAUUAUUUUGUAUUUAUCCUUCAUCCCUUUUCUUUGAUCCUCAUAAAUUCAAUAUAAGUCUAGCCAGACAUUCAGGCUGUGUCCAGAAGUGUGUACUGUUCAGUAAGAGACCAGAAGUCAGAGUUCCUGGUCUCACUAUUUCAUCUGCUUCACAGAGAAAGAAUUUACUGCUGUCUCUCAGGCUCAACUUCUUUUUCUGUAUAGCCCUUUGAAUUUUUCAUAAAGAAUGGUGUUUUAAAUUCCCAUAAGUAUUAUCUGGUUGCUCAGUGUCAUUAAUUGAAUACUUUUUCUACUUUAGUAGAAAGAUGCAGGAAGGAAGAAUUGAGAAGGGAGAACAGAACUCAUGUAGCCUCCUUCAGUGUCAGUGUAGGAGACAUACUGGGGUUGUCCAUUCUGUGACCUUGUUUGCCUUCUAAAUAUUCUCCAGUGAAAUAACUUUCUUCAGUCAAACACUUGGAGCAUCUUUGUUGCAUCUUUGUUACUGGAUGUUACUUGAAGAGAAAGUACUUGUAACCACUUUAAUAUGCUGUUAUUACUCCCUCUGGUAUACAUACAAAUUUCAAAAAGAAAAGAAGAAAAGGGAAGGAGGAAAAAGAACUUAGUCCUCCAUAGACCUUUUUCUUAAGAAAGGAAGGAAGGGAUCAAGCCAGGAAAUUGCUUCAUUUUCUUUUAGAAAAGUGAGAAGAUCAUAAAAUUUGAAUAUUUGCCCUGCUCCGAGUUGUAUAUAUUUUGAAAUGUAUUAUUAUCCUAGCUUUGUAAUCACUAUAAGUUUUAAUUAUCCCAGGAAUAUGCAUAGUGUUAAAAUAUUUCACAUACUAUUAUAAUAGAAAACCUCAGGGCUCUGGUAAGUAAUAGAAGAUAGGAAAUCUUUACUUAGAAUUGUCUCUGCUCCAAGUCCUAGAAAGAUGUCUAGUGAAAAGAAUCGGUAAAUUGUUUAGUGCUAGCCAGCUGCACAGAUGCCAGUAGACUACUGUGCGGUCACCGUGCUAUUGCAGCACUUCCACAGAAAACGAGCAUGUUCCCUUAGUGGUAUGGAGUACCCGUUCAUGAAGACUGAAUUGUUAAAUGCAGGCUUUUAGGUUAGCCUCUAAAAGUGCAUUUAGAUUUUUUGUUUUGUUUUUACAACACAAGCAGUAUAAUGAUAUUUAAGUUCUAGACCAGUCCACAAAAGUUAGCCCAUAUGUGUCAUGACUAUUUGGGUAGGCUAUUCAAAAAGUCCUUAUGUGAUUUUAACUGAAAUUAUAUGCAAGAUACAAGAGGCUUCAUAAAGUCAUUUUAAAGCCAAAUUUAACUUUUAUUCUUGUUAUGGGGCUGGGAUUUUGAACCUAUUAACCACAAGACAUAAUUUCUAUUUUCAUAGCCACUUUUCCAUUAUGUUUGCAUUUAAAAUAAAAAUACAUUGUAAAAUGCUAGACACCAGUGGCUCAUGCCUGUUUU